Molecule: messenger RNA, 3562 nt
Organism: Linum trigynum
Lineage: Eukaryota; Viridiplantae; Streptophyta; Magnoliopsida; Malpighiales; Linaceae
Source: the annotation of a GenBank genome assembly
CGUAAUAUAUCAUUUCCAGAAUCAAAGGUUCCAAACGAACCCUUAAGGUUGGACAUUCAUCGAUUCAGACUAGAACCAUCGAGAUGAGACUGGAUCAAAAUAAAGUAAAAUUGAGGCAUAAUCAAAAGUAUGGUUGGUUCAUUUGGUUCAAAUUCAGUUUUCUUUAAGAAAACAUGAUAUUCAGUGAGUUAUUUUCAAACUAUCGAUCUAUUUCAAAUCCUUACAAUUGUUUUGCUUUAUCUCGUUUAGAUUGACCCACUUCACGAUCUGAACCAUUAGAUCGUGCUAUAACCGAAAUAAGACGAAUACACAUCACAAUCACACUUUUUAUUAUUAUUAUUAUUUAGUGUCGUGUGUACACCACAGUCCAAUAACUAAUAAGAUAAUUAACAAGGGGUAAACGUUGCUUAACCCUACCAAUUGGGUAAGUGGGCAAAUUGCAUUUUGCGUUGGUCCAACUGCGAGGUACGGGAACCGUUGGGAAGGUUCAAGCGUCUCAUCAAAUCUAUCAUUACCAUUUUUUUUCAAAUAUAAUAAUUCAGAUGAAAACAACCAAAUCCGUCAGUCUAGGGGCGGCAAUGGAAAACCCAGAAUAUAAUACUGCUCUCAACAGUGGCGAGUGGCGACGUUUCGAGCUGUGAAUUGGCGGAUUUGGAGCUUCCUCAACCGACUGGGUUCUAUUGCAGGCCGUUGCGGAGUCAGAGGGGACCUUUGCCCCUCGUGAGCUGCCAGCCUUUCUUUGCCCACCAUCUCCCAGACGCCAACCAAAACCCCACACUCCCCAAAAAGGGCCAAAACCCUUCUCUAUUUCCGUUUCUAUAUAAAAAGGGGGUUCCUUUCUUGCAUUUUGUCUUCCCUCACAUCCUCCGCCAACCACCCUGCUGCCUCUGCCUGCCUGCCUGCACUUUUCCGCCGCUUCCUCCCUCGUCAACUUCACUGCUCGGUGAGCGUUUCCCACUCAACCCUCACAUCUCUAUUCUCUCUUUCACUUUUCCUGAUUUAGAUGCGUUUCGUUUCUGUGAUCUGUGGAUGGGUUUUGUUUAUUAUCUUCGAACGUUGCGAAUGGUGUGUGAUCUGUUUGGUCGAUAGUGUUUGGGUUGGUGUAAAGUCUCGAUCUUUCUGGAUUUUGAUGUUUACUCAUUGAGGAAUUUCAGCAAACACGUGAGAUGCAUAGGGAGUACUAUAGAUAUGGUGAGAUCAGAGCUGGCUGGUUACCGAAGUCAGCAUAUGUUGUUGAUAGAGUUCUCCUUUGUGGCCUUGGAUUAAGUUAAGCUGUCAAGAGCUGGGGACCUAAAAAUCCCUUGUUGCUUCCGUUGUUCGUGAAAGAUGUGUAUGCUUUGUUUUUAUCGAAAUCUUUGGAUCUCAGUGUUUAAAAAGGGAGAUGAUUGAUGUUUUAGCAAUGUUAAUGGCCUUGUUUAUCCCUCUCCCAGAGCUGGUAUAGAUUAAUCUACUUUGGAGAGAUGUAAAGGUUUUUAUCUUCGAUUUUCUGCUUUGUAAUUCUUUGUGCUGGAGCAUCGAGUGAAGAGCAUAGAGCCCCUUUACGCUCGCUUCUUCUCAUCAUGCUCCAAACAUCAACUGCCUUCUUAGCUCUUAAUGGACAUUGAGGUCCCAUUCUUAUGUCUAUCCUGAGAAAGCAUACAUGCAAAUGCAAUUAGCAUAGGAGCAUUCUGUUGUCAAGAUGUAACCAACAUUUUCCCGUAUUGUUGAUUUGAGUCUAGUUUCUGCAUGAGAAGUAACUCAUUUCGGUUUCUAUGUAUCCCACUCGCAGAAUUGAAGAUGGCGACAGCGACAGUUCCCUCCCAAACUGUCCUGGCACCCGGGAUCCAGAAAAGACUCACAAGCACCAUAUUCAAGAGCCCUAAUGCUCUCGGUUCAGUCAGGAACAUUUCCAAGUCAUUCGGCUUAAAAUGUAGCCCCAAUUUCAAAGCAUCCAUGGCUGUUUACAAGGUGAAGCUGAUCGGCCCGAACGGUGAAGAGAGCGAGUUUGACGCUCCCGACGACACGUACAUCCUGGACGCUGCAGAGGAGGCAGGAGUCGACCUGCCCUAUUCGUGCAGGGCAGGGGCUUGCUGCACUUGUGCGGGGAAGCUGGAGUCAGGCUCGGUGGACCAGUCGGAUGGUUCGUUCCUCGACGACAAUCAGAUGAAGCAAGGCUACGUCCUGACUUGUGUCUCUUACCCUACUUCUGACUGUGUGAUACAUACUCACCAGGAAGAAUCUCUUCUGUGAGAAGAGAAGUGAAGGGAGUUGAGAGAUCUGGAAUCAAGUUUCAGGGAUUGAAGUAGGUCUUUGGAGUUUGGUAUUUGUGUCUAGAAUAUGUAGCAGCUGUAAUGGUUUAAUGGUGUUAAGAGUUGUCAGGUGGAUUGUGUUUCGCAGCUUGUAAAGGCGCACAUAAUAAUUGUUGUCAAUCCAACUGCGCUAUUGCUAAGAGUUGCUCUUGGAAUUCUUGUGUGCCCUGUUCAGCUCUUUUCCGCCAUGCAUUGUUCUUAGCUUGGAUGUUGUUGUCUUCACUUUUCUCUGAUAGUGAAGGCAGAAGGCAAUGAAGUCGUGUUUCAGGUAUAUCUCUUCUGUCACCAUUAAUCACUGAGAGUAAGGCUAAGGCAGGAAACUGUAGGACAAAUGACCAUGGACUCCAUAGACGUGGUGGUGUCCAAACAAUGGUAGAUAAUGAUCUUGGUGAUUGUUGGAAAAUUGGCUGGAAAUACGAACCAAGACCAUGAGAUUCAUCACUUAUUAAAGCGGCUCCAUAAGGGCCAAAAACAGUCCCAAAAUGGCUGGCUCAGACCUCAGUGAUCAAUCAUGAAUAUAAUUAGUAGCUAGUCAUUAGUUUGACUCGUCAAUUUUGGGGACUGGAAAAAUGUGCACAUGAUACAAUACCAGAUUCAUUCACAUGUAUACCGAAAAAAUGUUGGUAAGUCAAAGCAGUCAACAAACUGAUGCCAAAGGGGAAACAAAAUCAAAGGUAUUGGAAUUGUUUGAAAAAAAAUUGUAAUUAGGUCAUCUAAUUUGAUCAAAGGAUGAAACAUUGUAAUCAUGUCCUAUAAUUUCGGCAUAAUUAUUAUUGUGUUUAUUUUGGAUACUGGGGUUAUUAUUAUUCUUGUUUGUGAAGUAAUUGUCUAUGAGUCGGAUUUUAGGAAUAGUUUACCAUGUUUGAGAGGGAAAGGGUUAUGGGAAUUUUCCUAUAAAUAUGUACUUUACUUCUAUGUUUUAUCUAUCGAAGAAGAAUAAAUCCUAGUAUAUUCAGUUUUCUUUAGUUUUCGUAUUUCAAGUUCACGACAUGUGAGGCUGUCACGCGCGUCAGGGUAUCUGCUCACCUGUGUGUAGGGCUGCAAAUGAGCCAAGACGAGCCGAGUUUUACCAUAGGUUGAGCUUAGCUCGUUAAUAAACGAGUUGAGCUCGAGCUCGGCUCAUUUAUUAACGAGCCGAUUCGAGUCGAGUUCAAACUAGUUUGGUUACUAAAAUCUUGAAUCGUAUUUGAUAUAUUCAUUUUGUAUAUAAUGUAUGAUAUAUGUGAUUAAUGUUAAGAUAAAAAAAUAAUAGUUAAUAAAUUUUAACUAAUCAA